AAACACCGAGACGCGAAUGCUGCGUACGAUCAGAUCUUUCAGUUUUAAUUGCAGGUGAUAUAGAGGGUGUGUCACAUAAGGAUAUUAUGACACAGAUAUCAGGAAAGACCUCGAUCCCGAUCGUUUAUGUUAUGAAACGUCUGAAAAAUAAUUUCGGGCAUAUCCAUUUUCACACCGGAGAUGACGUCGAGUUAUUCUGUGCAACCGUGAAUGAAAAAUAUGCAGUAUUUCCCAAUGGACAUGGUCGGCGCAACAUUAAGUGUUCACGAGCAACUGGUAGACCGAAAAACCCACAACCACCCAGGGCUCGUCAUGCGUGA
This is a messenger RNA of Paraglomus occultum, 320 nucleotides long. NCBI's taxonomy places the organism in Eukaryota, Fungi, Glomeromycota, Glomeromycetes, Paraglomerales, Paraglomeraceae. The record is from the annotation of a GenBank genome assembly.